GAUCGGGUCAUGGGUUGUACGACCCAGGUGUGGUUGGAAGUAAUGAGAUUCAGAGCCGACAGCGAUUCGGAGAUCACGAAGGGGUUCUGUUCGUGCUUGAUUUGAAGUAGGAGGAGAAGCUGUAGGAGUAGGAGGUAUGUGUAAGUGAUAUGUGUUGAAAAACUCCCGCGGGCAGCGAAGGCAAGGUUGCCGGCCGGCUGCCCGCCGGUGAGAAAACAAAAUACAGGCCUAAAUCUUAUAGCUCUGAUACCAUGUAAGAUAAAUUGAAAGAGAGAGAAAAAUUGUAUGUAUUAUGAUUGAUGUAUUGAUUGUUGUAUGUUUACAAAGAGAUUUACACUCUCUUUAUAGAGAGGAGAAAGCCAACAUUGGGUGCCAAUUGAGGCACCGAAAGCAUAAAGCAAACUAAACAUAAUGAUACCACUAGCAUCACUAACAUAUAAUAUUAACAUAUUUUAACAACUAUAAAAAACUGGCAAUCUCUGUAUCUCUUUUUUCUCUCACCAACUCCUUGAGGAAUCCACCUUGUCUUUUGUCUCCUACUCUAAAUGGCAUUGGCAAGUUGUUUCCUGCUGCAGGCCUCACCAAGCAUUGCCUUCAGAUAUCAAUUUGUGGGACUUCAUUGCUCAUCGGACUCGGCUUGCUUCAGAUCACUCUCUUUUUCCUCUUCCCUCCGCAAUUUCUCCCCCAGAUCUUUGGAGAACAUAAAAUCACUACAGACACACAGGGUGAACACAGUUUUGAGAGUUGCAAGCAGCUUUGAGCAAAUAGAGGUUGAUAUCUCUCUAAGUCCCAGAGUAAAUUCGGUGAAGCCCUCAAAGACGGUGGUUAUAUCUGACCAGGCAACAGCUUUAGUACAAGCUGGUGUGCCUGUUAUCCGAUUAGCAGCUGGAGAACCUGACUUCAAUACCCCAACUGUAAUAGCAGAGGCUGGGAUUGAUGCAAUUCGUGAAGGUUACACAAGGUACACUCCAAAUGCGGGAACGCUAGAGCUCCGAUCAGCUAUUUGUCAAAAGUUGAAGGAGGAGAAUGGGAUCUCUUAUACACCUGAUCAGAUUUUGGUGAGCAAUGGAGCAAAGCAGAGCAGCAUUCAAGCAAUGCUAGCUGUUUGUUCUCCCGGAGAUGAGGUUAUAAUUCCAGCUCCAUUUUAUGUGAGUUACCCAGAAAUGGCAAGGUUGGCUGAUGCAACACCUGUAUUUCUUCCAACUCACAUCUCCAAAAAUUUUCUCUUCGAUCCAAAGCUUCUUGAAUCCAAACUGACUGACAAGUCAAGACUGUUGAUUCUUUGUUCUCCAUGUAACCCAACCGGAUCUGUUUACCCAAGGAAACUGCUUGAAGAAAUUGCUCAAAUUGUGGCAAAGCAUCCUCGGCUUCUUGUGCUGUCUGAUGAAAUAUAUGAACACAUUAUUUAUGCACCAGCGACUCAUACAAGCUUUGCAUCUUUGCCAGGCAUGUGGGAGAGGACUUUGACUGUCAAUGGGUUUUCUAAGACCUUUGCAAUGACUGGUUGGAGACUUGGAUACCUAGCUGGUCCGAAACACUAUGUUGCGGCAUGUGGAAAGAUUCAGAGUCAGUUCACUUCAGGUGCCAGUAGCAUAUCCCAAAAAGCAGGUGUUGCUGCUUUGGGACUGGGCUAUGCUGGUGGGGAAUCAGUUUCUACUAUGGUUAAAGCAUUUCAGGAGCGGCGAGAUUAUUUAGUUAAGAGUUUUGGAGAAUUGGAAGGUGUUAAAAUAUCAAUACCCCAGGGAGCUUUCUAUCUCUUCCUUGAUUUCAGCUCCUACUACGGAGCAGAGGCUGAAGGCUUUGGUAUGAUCAAAGAUUCAGAAUCUCUAUGCCGCUAUUUGCUGAACAAGGCUCAGGUGGCUCUUGUCCCAGGAGAUGCAUUUGGGGAUGACAGCUGCAUUCGCAUCUCGUAUGCAUCAUCUCUUUCCAGCCUAAAGGCUGCAGUGGACCGAAUUAAGAAAGCAUUAAUCACUCUCCGACCUGCUAUUCCUGUUUAACUUAGAGACUAGCUAUCAUAAGUUAUUAUUCUUGUACUCAUUUUCAGAUCCAAAAUGUGUAUUCUGUGGUUAAUUCAUAUUAUAUAAUGAAUAAAGUCCGGGACCUCAUAUUCCAUAACCUAUUUCAAUCAAUCAGCUUGCUAUUGUACUCGUUAUAA
Camellia sinensis is the source of this 2155-nucleotide messenger RNA. The record is from RefSeq and is a predicted model, not a curated record. NCBI's taxonomy places the organism in Eukaryota, Viridiplantae, Streptophyta, Magnoliopsida, Ericales, Theaceae.